Messenger RNA from Corylus avellana, 1515 nucleotides. Its product is annotated as acyl-CoA-binding domain-containing protein 3. Gene Ontology annotation, molecular function: fatty-acyl-CoA binding. NCBI's taxonomy places the organism in Eukaryota, Viridiplantae, Streptophyta, Magnoliopsida, Fagales, Betulaceae. Gene Ontology annotation, biological process: fatty acid metabolic process. The record is from RefSeq and is a predicted model, not a curated record.
UCCUCCUCUGCAAGUAUCCCUUCCUCUCUCUCUCUCUCUCGCUCUCUCUCCUCCGCCUUUUCCUUUCCUUGUUUGAUGAUCAUCAUCGUCGCCGUGUUUUUCUCCUUCUUCACAACCAUCUUCUAAGCUUUGUCUUGCUCUCUCUGUUUCUACUAGGACUGCUAGGUUUUGGACUUGAAAGAACAAUGGAGCUUGUGCAGGAGUUCUUUGUCACAGCCUCUCUUGCUCUUUUCCUCUCUUUCCUUGUUGCUAAGCUCGUUUCCAUGGCUAUGGCCACCGACGCUGGCCGUCCGAAUGCUUCUGAAGGGAUGAUCGUCAUGGAGGACCUACAAUUCGGGGAAAGAUUGACGGUUCAGGGUCUCGAAAGCGAGACGAAGGUCCAAGAACUCGUCGAAGAAGAAGCUCCGGGAAAGGUCAACGAAUUUCGAGGCGAACCCGUUCUUCAGGACGGGGAGAUCGUUGGGUUGCCCGAGAAGUCACCGGGGGAAAACGUUGAGGAUUCUGUAGCAGUAAAAGAGAGCUCAGAGAACAGAGUCGGCGUAGAAUCGGCGGCAGAUGACGAAUUUGUUGCGCUAGAGGAUCCUGUUAUUCCUGUAGCCGUAAAAGAGAGCUUGGAGAAUAGAUUGGGCGUGGAAUUGGCGAUAGAGAACGAAGUUGUUGGGCAAUCUGAGGAGAUUAUUGGGGCUGUGGUGAGUGAAGUAGAGGAAAGAAAUGAAGAAAAGGAGGUCGGUCUGGAUAGCGACGAGGAUGAUUGGGAGGGGAUUGAGAGGAGUGAAUUGGAGAAGGAUUUCGCGGCGGCUGCCAAUUUUGUUCUUGAGUCGCCAGGGGAUACGGAGGGUCGCUUGGCAAUGGCUGGUGUUGGGAAUGAUGUGCAGAUGGACUUGUAUGGGCUUCACAAGAUCGCCACCGAAGGGCCUUGCCACGAGCCUCAGCCUAUGGCUCUCAAGCUCUCCGCCCGUGCUAAAUGGAAUGCUUGGCAAAGGCUGGGGCAAAUGAGUCCGGAGGUGGCAAUGGAUCAGUAUAUCAAGCUUCUCUCAGAAAGAGUUCCUGGGUGGAUGGAAGACAAACUUGCUGGAGACGUGAAACCUGAAUCCCUAGAAACCGGAAUAUCCAGUACUGAUGCUCCAGACUUAACCACAUUUUCCCAUCAACCUAGUUAUAUUGAUGAAAGGAAACCAGAUACAAAGACUGUAGCCGAGGAAGGUGAUGAGAUGGGGGGCUCAAACUUUGAGGACAGGGCCAAAGAAUGACAGAGUUGCUCUGUUUAUUGAUCUCCCCAACCACAGGGGCCAUUCUCCUGGAUUUGCUUGACUAGAAGCAGGACUGAUUCUUAUCACCAAGUUCUAAAACACGCUUCCAAGUAUGAGAGGUUCUUGUGCUGUUUACCCUAUCAUUUAUGUGUCCUAAGAUCAUCAUCAUGUGUGUUGUUAUAAAGACUCGUUAUGUAUGUAUUGUGCAUAAGGCUGUGAAUGAAUAUAUAUAUAUAUAAUUUACCUGGAGAUCCCAAAUUCAUUA